Messenger RNA from Drosophila willistoni, 1783 nucleotides. RefSeq lists its product as uncharacterized. The transcript is spliced from 6 exons. Lineage: Eukaryota; Metazoa; Arthropoda; Insecta; Diptera; Drosophilidae. Gene Ontology annotation, molecular function: serine hydrolase activity. Bases 162 to 1340 code for a protein of 392 amino acids. The record is from RefSeq and is a predicted model, not a curated record.
AGCGUAAGUCUCGCGUUCCGUUCGUUCGAUUUUUUUUUGUAAAUCAAUAAAAGGCAACCAAAAGCCACCACGCACAGUUUCACUUGUGUCGCCUCUCGCCCGGUUUUAGGCUACUUUGCAAUCGAUUACAACUGACUAACUAAAAAAAUAAAGGAAGGAAAAUGGCAUACAAUUUCUUUCGCACUGCAUUUUAUGCAACUGCAGGAAAAAAAUCAAUAAGUUUACCAUUUGCUGCCGGUCGAACAGCCGCUACUUUAGCCGUGGGCCUAUCCUUUGGCGCGCAAAAUAGUCGAAGUGCAGCUGUUCCCUAUGAGAAUGCAUUUGCGGAUAGUUUCUUUGGUAAGGGGCAGAUGAUGCAGGAGGGUCUUCUUCGGCCAGCUGAAUAUCGGGAAUUGCAGCGACCCAUUUACCGUAAUUUCUCAAGCCUGCAAACUCCCAUCACCAAGGUGGUGACCCCGACGCAACAAAGCGCCAUGGCUCCAGGACAGAAUCGUCGCAAUAUAUCCUCCAAGGAUAUUACCAAAAAUAUGACACUCUACACGACGCACAAGGGCGACAUUGAAAUAGAUCCCAAGACAUUGGCCUUUAAGAAGCCAACGGGUAAUCCUUUGGUUCUCAUGAUGGCCUGGCUAAUGGCCAAGCAGAAGCAUUUGAAGAAAUAUGCUCAGAUCUAUACAGAAUUGGGUUUCGAUGUGGUGGUUGUCCAUAUUACACCUUGGCAAUUGUUGUGGCCCACCAAAGGAACGCAGGUUGUGGCCGCCGAGACAUUGAAAUUCCUGGAGAACAACAAGGCUUAUGAGCCAAUUGUGAUGCAUGGCUUCUCGGUGGGUGCCUAUCAAUUGGGCGAGAUAAUGUUGCAGAUGUCACGGGAUAUGGAACGUUACGGCAGCAUAUUGGAUCGUUUCGUAUGCCAGAUAUGGGAUAGUGCUGCCGAUAUUACGGAAAUACCGGUGGGUCUGCCCAAAUCGAUAUUUCCCAAGAACGCCCGGAUGCAGAGUGCAUUGAGAAAUUAUACGCUAUACCAUAUGAAGACAUUCCAUAAUCAGGCGACCAUUCAUUACAUGAGAUCGAGUCAAAUGUUCCACUCGACUCUAUUAAAGUCGCCGGCCCUGUUCUUUGUCUCCAAGAACGACCCGAUUGGUCCGCCAUCGUCGAAUCAUGCGGUCCGCGAGAAUUGGGAGAGAGCCGACAUUACGGUCACUUUCAAGUGUUGGGAUCAUUCGCAACAUGCUGCCCACUUCAUGAAACAUCGGGAUGAGUAUCUCCAGAUCUUGUUCCAGCAUCUGGAGACAUCGGGGGUACUCGAGGCCAUCGGAGUGCCAAAGAGGGCCAAAUUGUAAGCGGCGACUACUGUGAGACGGUGAUAUAAAAUGCAACGCGAUUGAUUGAUUUUACUCCCUUUUUAGUUUCUAAGUUUCAAAAGAUUUCAAUUAAUAUUAGCACAUUCAUAUAUACAUAUAUAUACAUAUGUGUCUGCACCGAUUUAUAUAUGUGUGUAUGUGCAUGUAUUUUUGUGUGUAUGUGUUUCCUGAGGCAGAAUCUUGAAGCGAAAGCGAAUCUAGACUUAAGCUAUGAAUGUCGAAAGUAAGAGGAAAAUGCUCUAUAUUAUAUAUUGUUAUAUUUGGAGAAUCACUAAAAAAAAACAUUUAAAUAAAUAGUAAUUUAACGAAUAAUAAAAAAAAAUACUAAAAGCGAACGCUGUCAUUUUAAAAUAUGUCCAUUUCGGACGAGACUUUUGAAAGCAAUUAAUAUUAAUAUGUUAAAUAAAUCAAACAAAAACAAA